AUGAAAUUAAAUCCUACAGCUGCAAUAGUCCCCAUACCUUUCCCAUGGUCGUCUGUCGGGCCACCUUCGCCGUCGCAGCGGUCUCCACCACCGGCAGGGAUAAUUGCGGGGACAGUGAUUGGUUCAUUGGUAAUAUUGGGGUUAUUAUGUGUGGGUUUGUUUAUAUGGAUAAAGAGGAGAAGGAUCAAACUCUCUGGAUUGGGCGACCCCUCUCCACAACCACACCAACCUAAAGAUGAAGAGGUUGCACUUUCAGUUGCACCACCAUCUCCUUCCAUUGGCUUGAGAUUGGGACCAAAAACAUUUACAUACGAAGAAUUAGCGUUGGCAACAAAUGGAUUCUCAGACUCAAAUUUUCUGGGCGAAGGUGGUUAUGGCAUUGUCCAUAAAGGAGUCCUACCUGAUAAAACUAGUGUUGCCGUUAAGCAGCUCAAAUCUGGAAUCCAACAAGCAGAGCGAGAGUUCCAGACUGAAGUCCAGAUCAUCAACCAAGUCCAUCACAGACAUCUUGUUUCCCUUGUUGGCUACUGCAUCGACCGAGCACAGAGCAAGAUGAUGCUUGUUUACGAGCUUGUCCCAAAUAAAACCCUAGCGUUCCACCUCCAUGAAAAAGGCUUAGCAACUUUAGACUGGAAAAGAAGGAUGAAGAUUGCCAUUGGCGCUGCGAAAGGAUUGGCAUACCUUCAUGAAAAAUGUCAACCCAAAAUCAUACACCGUGACAUCAAAGCAGCCAACAUUCUUAUUGGUGAUAAUUUUGAGCCAAAGGUUGCAGACUUUGGACUCGCCAGAUUAUGUUCAUUAGAGUCCCAAGUCUUGAUGAGUAGAAUAAUGGGAACUUUCGGAUACUUAGCUCCAGAAUAUGCAGCUAGCGGGAAACUUACUGAGAAGUCAGAUGUCUUCUCCUUUGGUGUUGUGCUUUUGGAGUUGAUCACAGGACGAAAACCUGUCGGUAAUGCUGAGCAUUUUCCCAAUGGCAGUAUGGUUGACUGGGCAGCACCUUUACUCUCCGAAGCUGUGGAAAACAGAAACUUUGAAGUUAUUGCUGAUCCAAGGUUGCAGAAUCAUUACGACGUUGAAGAGAUGCUUCACAUGGUUUCUUGUGCUGCAAACUGCGUGCGCCAUUCAGCCACACGUCGUCCUCGAAUGAGCCAGGUGGUUCAAGCUUUAGCGGGAGUGAUUUUUCUGGAUGAUUAUGAUCUGACUGUGGAUAGCACACCUAGGCGUCUACUCAGCGAAGACCUGAAGAAGCUGAGGAAGAUGGCACUCGGAUCAUAUAGCACCACUGAAUCUGAUCACUAUCAGUCCACUUCCAGUAGUUCUGGCUCCAAACUAUAUUCAAGUAAUGAACAUCAAACUUGAAUGUGAAGGCUAAUAAUAUAUAUGUACACAUGAUGUUCUCGUUAGACAUAUUAAAGUCAUAUUCCCUCCACUCCUAUUUAUAGCUUUUUUUAUUUAAAAACUUGU
Prosopis cineraria is the source of this 1464-nucleotide messenger RNA. Its product is annotated as proline-rich receptor-like protein kinase PERK15. Lineage: Eukaryota; Viridiplantae; Streptophyta; Magnoliopsida; Fabales; Fabaceae. The transcript has 9 exons. Gene Ontology annotation, biological process: protein phosphorylation. Bases 1 to 1359 code for a protein of 452 amino acids. Gene Ontology annotation, molecular function: protein kinase activity; ATP binding. The record is from RefSeq and is a predicted model, not a curated record.